AUGUCUUCAAAUUGCCUUGAGGAUCAAAAUGAAGAUACUGUUGAUGAACGUGUUCAAGAGGUUUUAGAUAAAAUUACAGAAACCAACAAAAGUGGAACAUCUGAAGAAGAUUUGGAUGAUGAAAAAUUGUUUGAAGAAUUAGAAAACGAUGACUUUGAUCUUACUAAUCUACGUGAAAAACGAAUGGAACAAUUAAAACAAGAAAUGGAAAAACUUAAAGAAAUGCGUCAAAAUGAUCAUGGAUCAUAUGUGGAAAUUGAUAAUGAAAAAGAGAUACUUAAAAUAACUACAUCAACCAAUUUAUGUGUAGUACAUUUUUUUCAUAAAGAUUUUCGAAGAUGUCAAAUAAUGGAUAAACAUCUCAAGACAAAAUUUGUAAAGAUCAACGUAGAAAAUUCUCCAUUUUUGAUUGAAAAACUUAAUAUACAAAUCUUACCUUGCGUUAUAUCUUUUAUUGAUGGAAUUUCUGUUGAUCGCAUAAUUGGAUUUGAAGAUCUUGGAAACACUGAUUCUUUCACUACAGCUGCACUAGAAUUUCGAUUAUCUCAAUGUGGUAAUAACUUAUCCAUCAAAACUUAUAUCUUUACCUGA
Messenger RNA from Entrophospora sp. SA101, 591 nucleotides. NCBI's taxonomy places the organism in Eukaryota, Fungi, Glomeromycota, Glomeromycetes, Entrophosporales, Entrophosporaceae. The record is from the annotation of a GenBank genome assembly.